AUGUACAACGAAGACCUUUCGCCACCGACGAUGACCGAUCGAGCGAGACGGAUCUGCGACGAACUCGGAGUCUGCAGAGAAGAAGCAAUCUUCUACCUCGAAGCAUUCGCUUGGAACUUGGAUGCAGCGAUGGAGGCUUGCCGCAGCAAAACCUUGGACUUGCCGUCUCUCACGGAGAAAGAGAAAGCCUCUUCGCCGGAGGUUCCAUCGAGAAACGAACUUAUCGUGAAAUUCUACAAUCUCGCUGUCGGAUCGGAUACACGUGAUGCGACGUCGUAUCUCGAGCGCAACGAUUGGGAUUUGCAGCGAGCCGUGUCGCAGUUCUUCGACGAGCGCUUUCCAACGGCUUCUCAGAGGAAGAUGAAUCGGAAGCUUAGGCGAUUGGAGUCGAUGCGGUUUUUAGAUUAUGAUUUUGCUGAGUAUGCGUCUCUUUCGUGUCUCUACAGUGAAGAACAAGUAGUCCCUAAAGCUAUACCUCCAUUGGUGUCAUCUCACCUGAAGAUUCAAGAAAAUACAAGUCUUGUUCAAGAUAAGGAGGAAAAGCUUUCGCCUGUCAAUGAAUCUGCUGAGGGGACGUCGUCAAGUAUGAGUUCGAGUCAGCUGACGAAUACGUCUGAAGAGAAAUUGUCUCAGUGGAAAGAGGAAAGUAUCAAAUCAUUCUUCAAAGUGGCUAUUGGAGCGUCUCGAGAAGCUGCGAUCGCUUGCCUCAGUCACUGCAAGUGGAAUCAAGACGAUGCCAUCAGUUAUUUCUUUGGAGAUUACACAGAAGCUGUUCAAGAAAGUACAAGCCCCGUUAAGGAAUCUGCUGAGGCGCUGGCGUCAAGUAUGAGUGUGAUUAAGCUGACGGAUUCGCCUGACGAGCAACUGUCACGGUUGAAAAAGGAGCUUGUCAAAUCAUUCCGUGAUGUGGUUAUUGUAGCGUCUCGAAAAGCCGCAGAAGCUUGCCUCAGUCACUGCAAGUGGAAUCACGAAGACGCCGUCAGUUAUUUCUUUGGAGAAUACAUUCUAGCUAAUCCUGAAAUUGCGAAGUCUCAGGGAGUUGGUAAGGCUGUUGACGAAGAUUCAAGCACAGAGUCACUCGAAAAAGCUGGUGGAGGAUAUUUCCCUGAAGCUAAAGCUCAUGUGAAGAUUCAGGAAAUUUCAAGUCCUACACAAACUAGGGAAGAUUCACGUACGAGUUCGAAUCAGCUGCAGAAUUUUCCGGAGCAACCGUCUCAAUGGAAAGAGGACCUCAUCGAUUUACUCGUCCUGGCGGCUGAUGGAGUAGUUAAUCGAGACGUUGCAACCGUUUACCUUACACUCAGCAAUUGGAAUGUAGACGAAGCCUAUUCCUAUCUCAUGGAAGAGGAAAAAUCAACUAGUUCGAGUAAUGCUGGCCCGACCGAAACAGGAAAUGUCACCGUAGCUGUCCCAGAAGAUGCAACGUCUCAAGUGGAUGACAAUGUAAAGGAUAAGGAUGUUGAAGAAGGGUUAUCAUCUGUUCCCAUUACUACUACUACUACAAUAGAACUAAAAAUCAAUUUGGCCAUUGGUGAAUCUGGGACACCGGUAUGGAUCCUUUUUAGAUCAGACCAAACCGUCAGAGACAUCCGCAAAAGGAUUGCUUGGUUUAGACCAGAAGACGAGAGAGAGUACUACUUAAAGUCUGAUACUGGAGUAGAGUACAGGGACUUGGAUACAACAGUGCACAGCAUUACUUCUGGUUCACGUGGCUCUACAACUCUCCACCAGACGUACUCCACUUAG
Molecule: messenger RNA, 1746 nt
Organism: Eruca vesicaria subsp. sativa (arugula)
Lineage: Eukaryota; Viridiplantae; Streptophyta; Magnoliopsida; Brassicales; Brassicaceae
Source: the annotation of a GenBank genome assembly